GUAUGCGACCGGAGAUAUUUAUCCGAACACACUGUCCCUCCCAGUAAAACGUCCGGAGAUUUCAGUCUGCAUGCCGCGAAUCUGAAAGAAAGCUAUGUCAAAUUAAAGAAGAAUCUGUUGUUUCUCCACAUCGAUGGAAGAAGAACAGUAUCCGCUGAUGAUCUAAGUAUGGAGCUCUCAUCUUUACUUCAUGACCUUCAUUUAUCAUCCUCAUCCUUUGAGAAGCCCCUCCCCUCCCGCUCCCUUCCUCCAAUCACAGAGCUCCUGUCUCGGCUGCAGGAGAAGCUGAUUAGUGCGUCCACCGACUGUGAAAAAAGCUCUCUGAUUGGUCGUGUGGAAAGGCUCUUCCAAACAGCAGAUCCCCAUUGGCUGUUCCCAGCCAAUCAGGAUAAUGGGUUGGCAGAGCUUCAGGAUGCGUACGGCUCUCUGGUCAACGUUCUGAUUGGCUGUGCAGCUCUGCCGCUCUGUGAGGGCGACUGUGACUCUCUGCCGGCUGCAGCCUAUCAGAGCGUCCCUAGCAGAGCUGGACCAGUAUGCUCCACCCUCACAGCACUGCUGGGAACUUUGGGAAACCGAGGCCGUCAGACUAGUGUGCUGCUUGCUGUAGCUCCAGCUGUGGCUGUGUUUGCUGUCACUCAUUUCCAGGAUCAGGCAUGGACCAGCUGCUCCUCCAGAGCAGCGGCUCAGAGCCUGCAGGAGGCGCUGCUGAGGGCGGGGGGCUGGAGGGACCCCCCCCACCUCCUGAUGGGGGACAGGAGUCAGGGGGAGGAGGGGGAGGAAGGAGGUCAGAACAGAGGAAUUCUGGGAGGAAUCCUGGACAUCCUACAGCAUCAACUGACCAAGGACUCGUGGCAGCGCUGCGAAGCAGUGAAGUUGGUGUUUGCGUGGACGCUCCUGCAGGUGACCCGCCCCUCUCUCACCCCUCACCUGUCCCACCUCCUCCCCCCCUCCCUCCUCCUCAACGACCACUACAGACCAGAGAACUGCAUGCUGGGAGUUCGCUGUCUGCACCACAUCGUGCUCAACACGCCUGCUGCAGAUCUGCGUCAGUUCAACAGAGCAGAAGUUAUCUACCAGGCGUUAUUCAAACACCUGUACACUACAGAGACUGCUGUCAUACAGUCGGUCCUGUCCUGUCUUUUGGACCUGUUGUUGGUUUUGGAGAAGCCUCCCUCCUCUCUCGCCCCCUCUUCCUCCCGCAGGAAGCCCUGUCGCCAUGACGACGUGCUGCGUCUGGUCCUGAGACGCAUGGAGGCGGAGGACAAGGUGGCGCUGCGACGUGUCUACGCCUCCGCUCUGCCUCUGUACAUAGACAGGAUGGCCGUGGCGGUGUGCAGACACCUGCGGCAGGUGGAGCGGGUGGUGGUGGGAUACCUGGAGGUCAGAGAUCCCCCUGAAGAGACGAGCCGACUGAAGAUCCUCGAGGUCCUGCAGAGAACAACCAGAGCAGCCUGGCCACGAAUGGCGUGUCAUGUUGCCGUGUUGCUGCGUUGCCUGUUGAAGUUGCUGGUUGCUGUGUCUUCAGACUGUCAGCUCAGUGACUCGGUGAGACAGAAGCUGAUGAAGGAAACGUCUGUCUGUCUCAAACUGCUGGACGGCUGCUGUCAUGGAGACCUGCAGCCUCUCCUCCAGCAGGUCGACAGCAGCUGCUGCAGCUCUGAGGUGCUCAGUUGCCUAGCGUCAGUAACUGUGACGACAGAGAGGUGAUGUCGAACACCUGGAACAUCUCCCUACUGAAGACGUAAAUCUAUAAAAACAUAAAUAUUGACUUUGAUCAGUAAGUUUCUCAAACGGCUAGUCACUGUAGUUUUUCUCAAACAGGAACUGUGUGUAUAGGACUGCUGCUGCUCUUGUUUCAGGCAACUAUUUUAUAUUAUGGGCUGGAAUGUGUAAAAGUAACAUUUCUUAAUGUUGUUACCAUGACAGCCGUGUGUUUUCUCUUUGUGCAAAUCAAACAAAAAGAGAUAAACAGCAUUGUCCAUUUCAUCACCUGUAUUAUUUGGUAUUGUUAUAUACUUUCUCUCACUCUGCCUGUAUUACUGUUAUGAUUAUUAUUUGUGCUGUUCGACAUGUAAGAACACGAAACUCCUUGUGAUACAGGAAACCAUUUCUGUAAGAGUUAAACGUUCAGUUAAGGAAUUCCGAUCUUUGAUGGAUGAAUCUGACGUUGGUGUGAAGACGUGGCUCCUCCAGUGAUGUCAACAGGAAGUUCCUUUUCUUCGGCGAAUCAGGGAUGUGUACUAGUGAUGUGGUAGUGAUGUUGGCACAGUUAACAACUGAGUGCUCCGGUAUUUAUCCAUUCAGUUCUAGUUCUUCUGAAGAAAAACCUUACAAUCUUAACUAAUAAUCACCGUGAAUCUUCCCCAGUUGACAACUCACAAGUUUUCUGAAAUGUUAUGUUAUAUAUUUAUUAGGUGAAAUAUGCAAAUGAGGCAUUAUAUAAAACGUUUGGUGAAUUUA
Perca flavescens (yellow perch) is the source of this 2460-nucleotide messenger RNA. RefSeq names its product TELO2 interacting protein 2 (gene tti2). NCBI's taxonomy places the organism in Eukaryota, Metazoa, Chordata, Actinopteri, Perciformes, Percidae. The record is from RefSeq and is a predicted model, not a curated record. Gene Ontology annotation, cellular component: cytosol; TTT Hsp90 cochaperone complex; nucleus. The coding region runs from base 169 to 1707 and encodes 512 amino acids. The transcript is spliced from 10 exons.